CUGUAGUGAAAUCGUGAGCAAAUUCUCAGCUUUUCCAUCAUGAUUCUACUACCAAUAUUCUUUCUAUCGAGUGUUUUUUGCUUGUUGUCAAAUGUCAAUGGCUAUAUCCAUUUUGGAGUAGAACCAGAUCUUGAUAAUGAGAAUCCAGAAGGAGAAGCGGUCCAAAUCUUCCAUUCUCAUGGUCAUCGACGCGCUCAUUCGGGUUCUAGUUCAGAAUCUAAUUCAAAAUCUAGUUCCAGUUCCAGUUCUGAAUCCAGUUCUGGAUCUGACUCAAGUUCCAGUUCCGGAUCCUCUUCUUCUUCUACUUCCUCUGACUCAGAUUCUUCCGUUGACGAAGACUUUGACGAUUCAAAUUUACUGACUGACGAUGCAAUAUUGAAAGUGAGGUUUACGGCGUUCGGAGAUGCUGUCCAAGUGAGCCUGAAACGCGUCAACAGCCAAUUGGCUGGUUCAACUACACCUGUGUGGCUAGCCGAAGGAUCGGCUGGUAGAAAUAUCACUUUUAUACGAGCUCACGCAAAUGCUCUUGGGACAGCACUCCGUUUAUACCAAGAUCGAGAAACGGGUUCAUCAAUCCUGCUGACACGCGACAAUGAUGGGGACACGCAUUUCCUAGGAGUGGUAGCAGGAUACAACAUUCACCAUCAACCAUCCCAUAGGCUGAAGAAACGUUCGAUUGCACGACGAUCACCAAUUGACGGAUAUACAGCUUCAGAUUACCACUAUGUAACAAAAUAUUCUCGAAGAAAGAGGGCUGCUCUUAAUGAGGUUCAUUCAAUAAUAGAAUCCCGGCGAAAACGAGAAACUGCCGCUCCUGACACCACGAUUUAUCCGGAAAUCCUAGUAGCAACUGAUUACGACCUUGGAUUUACUUCAACAACGAGUGAGGAGUUCUACGAUCAUCUGAUCUACAUCUUGGCGUUCUUCAAUGGCGUUGACCUUUUAUUCCAAGACAUACGCAGUCCGGAUGUUCGUCUUCAUAUUGCUGGUAUCGUUGUCAAUGCUAACCGUGCUGCAGUACCAUACAUUCACAACAAUAUAGCAGUUGAUGGUUCUAUCAAUGGCAGGAAAGCGGCCGAAGACGCUGGACCCUUUUAUUAUACAAACCUCAACUCCUCUGAAUUUGCUGCUGGAUCGUAUGAUAUUGUUAUGACUCUGACCAACACUUACGUUUGUGAUGAAGUCGAAAAGGACAUUUGCACUCCGUUAAUAACUGGUGUUUCAACUAUUCAUCCUGUCUGCGAGAAUAAUUAUCCUGUUGUUAACAUGUCAGCAAUAAUCGAAGAUGAUUUGGCAUUUAGUGGAACACGAAUUGCUGGUCAUGAAUUGGGACAUAUAAUGGGAGCCGGGCAUGAUAGCGAUGAAGAUGAAGGUGGUGGCGAUUGUGAUUUUCACGAUGGCUACAUAAUGUCAAGAUACAAUGAGAAUAGUACAGUGAGUCUCAAGUGGUCAGCUUGCAGUAAGGCAAGAUUGAGGGAAGAACUGAGCAAUGCUACUGCUGAUUGCCUUCGCAAUCUUCCUAACUGGAAAAAGGAUGGAAAGAAACUGCCUCCAAUAUUACCUGUCAAUAUAAAAGGUGCCAAUGCUCAAUGUCGAAGUCUUGGAUUCGUCAAAUCUUGUCUGGGUCCUAACAUUUGCAAUGCGCUGCAAUGCACAGAUGAGCCGUUCCUGUUCAGCACAAACUGCGAACCAGCAGGAGUGCCAGCUGUGCAAGGAGCUUACUGCGGUAUUAAUCACCACUGUAUCAACGGCGAUUGCGUUCAAGUAAACGUGUCCAACUGUGAGGACGAAGCAUAAAAUCUGGCUGUGCAUAAUCGAACUAUGGGCAUAUAACUAUCCUCAUUUCACCUCGAACAUUCAUUGGAAUUAAAAUUGCUGCAGAAAUCAUAUUUGUUUUUCGAAUAAUGAAGUAGACCUAAUAAAUAUUCAUGUAGCAUGCA
This is a messenger RNA of Diachasma alloeum, 1940 nucleotides long. RefSeq names its product venom metalloproteinase 2. NCBI's taxonomy places the organism in Eukaryota, Metazoa, Arthropoda, Insecta, Hymenoptera, Braconidae. The record is from RefSeq and is a predicted model, not a curated record. The coding region runs from base 40 to 1797 and encodes 585 amino acids. The transcript has 12 exons. Gene Ontology annotation, biological process: proteolysis. Gene Ontology annotation, molecular function: metalloendopeptidase activity.